Molecule: messenger RNA, 2367 nt
Organism: Striga hermonthica
Lineage: Eukaryota; Viridiplantae; Streptophyta; Magnoliopsida; Lamiales; Orobanchaceae
Source: the annotation of a GenBank genome assembly
AUGCCUUCAGUUGGUAUGAGAAGGAGCACAAGGGUGUUUGGGGCACGUGUUUUGCGGUCAGGCAGGAGGCUAUGGACCAAGCCUCAGGAAGACAGUAAAAAGGUCCGGGUAUAUCAUGGGGAUGAUCAGUGGGCCGAGCUUUUAGAAGAUUCUGCUGAUGUAGUAGAAGGUGCUGAUGAUGUCUGCAAGGAAGCAAAGCAGGAAAAUAAAAACAGUGAGGGAGAUAUGGAAAUGGAGGAAAUUCCACCUGAAUAUGGUGAUGUGGAGGUGAAAACUGCAGACAGGAUGUAUGGGAUUGUGUACAGAAGAAAGAGAAAAAGGGCCGAGUUUGAUCCGAACGAGGAUAGAAGAUGUGGGAAGAAGUUUUUCAGGAAGCAAUGGAGAAAAAGAAGUAAAGUUGCAGUGUCUGAAACUUGUGGGGUUGACCGGAGUUCAGUUAUCGGGCUUCGUGAACUUGCUAUUACUGUGAAUGGGCCAGCUUGGAGGUAUAGUUUUUGGAUCACUUGCUUCCUUGCUACAGUUCUCAGUUACAUGCUGAGGGUCAGAAUUGGAGUUAGACGAUUGUCUGCAUUUCUUCUGUACAAACCUAUAUUCGAUGCUUAUACGUCAAGUGGAGUGCUUUUCGUCCAGGAUUCUUCCAACACCAAGAGACCUGUUAUUUGCAAAAUUUCAGGAUCCAAGUCAUUAGUACCAACCUUUUCUGUUAACAUUUCCGCCAUCCCCUCAUUCUUUAUGCACAUGCAAACAAGCAUGUGUAUUAGAUCUGAACAUUUGUCUUGCUUUCUCGUGGCACAUUCAGUCAGUAUAUAUGAGAAGGAAGAGAACGUUAUGGACAUGGCUGAUUAUUCGGAACAUUCUGUGGCACAUUCAGUCAAUAUUUACGAGAAGAAUGAGGAAGUUACUAAUGUGGAUGAUUAUUGCGAAACACAGUCAAUUGAAUUCCCCCCACCGUAUGUGGAGCAGCAAGAUUCGGUGGAAGUCGUUGUACCUCAAGUUGUUUCUGGAAGAAAAGAGUUUUCACGCACUGCUAAUGUUGGAAUAAAUAAAUCAUCUCUUCGAACUCUUCAAUCGAGAAAUAGUCGUCACAUUCAGAAAAGACGGAGUUCCUUGAGACGCAAGAAAGGUCAAGUCCCUGCUGCCUUCCGAACCCAAAAGUCCUUCGGAACUUUGGCCGCUGACUUUUUAAGGAUCAGACAAGAAAACGCGAAAGUUUCUCCUGCUAAGAGUAGUCCCGUGGCGAAAAAUUUCAGAGCGCUAAAAUGUACAAGCACACAGGAUGUGUUUAUCACAGGCUGUUGCGUGAACCUGUUAAUAACCGAGCCCGACAGGUGUUUUCGGGAAGAAGGAGCCACGAUCACUUUAGAAUACUCAACUUCGAAAAAUUGGUUCCUUGUCGUAAAAAAGGAUGGAAAGAAAAAGUACAGCCUAACUGCUGACAAGGUUAUGCGUCCUUCUUGGACCAAUCGUUUUUCCCACGCGACAAUCUGGGCCGUCGAAGGUGGCUCAAAGCUUGAGUUUCCCUACAAACACGAUUGGUUGAUUUUCAAGGAGCUUUACAAGGAGUGCUACGAAAGGAACAUGCUUUCACCUGCAGCCAGUGUAAUUCCUGUUCCCACAGUGCAGGAAGUAUUGGACACUAAUAAGGACUAUAAGCCUUACGCGAGGCCUGCUUCGUACAUUCGCGUGAGGGACGAUGAGUUGACUCGUGCUCUUGCUCGAUCGACCGCAAUUUACGACAUGGACUCUGAUGAUGAGGUGUGGUUGGCUGAUUUUAACGACGAGCUGUGUAGGGGUGAGGAAGUAGUUGAGCUUGUAACGCCUGAGAGUUUUGAGUCGAUCAUUGAUGCUCUCGAAAAAAGCUUUCACUGCAAUCCGGAUAAUAAUUUGGACGAGCAAGCGGUCUGUGAUUCUUGCAUGCAUUUGGAGAGAAAGGAAGUUGUUGAGGCCAUCCAUGGCUAUUGGGUUAAAAAGCGGAAACAGAAACGAGCUGCUCUGGUGAAGAUUUUCCAGCUUUACCAGCCUAGAAGAAUUCAAGUGAACACAAAAUCAGUUUCGCGAAAGAAAAGAUCAUUUAAGCGACAGGCAAGUCAGAUUGGGCGAGGCAAACAACGACCUACUUUUCCAGCUAUUGCAACCGAACAAAAUACUUUAGAGCAACAGAACCGCGUACACAAGUUGCAAGAAGCCAAGGCAGCUGCAGGCAGGUCCGAGGGCCUGGCUAUUCUAAAGCGUCAAAAGGCCCAAUUGCUCAUGGCCAAUGCUGAUUUAGCCGCUUAUAAAGCAUUUAUGGCCCUUAAAAUUGCAGAGGCAGCCCAAAUUGCCAAGAAUCCAGAGAACAAUCUUUCUGGUUUACUGGUCGAAUUGUGA